UGCGUGGAAACUGAGAGGUCUGUCCGGAGGUGCGAGCAGGGCGAGGCGCGGCGAGGCGCUGGAGCGGCGCUGAGGUAGCACAGCCCGGGGAAACGAGGCGGCGGCAGCGGCCAACGCAGCCCUGCAACUUCCACCGAGCCGCGAGGAGCCGCCGCGGACAUGCUUGGUAGUUGUAGGGGAGGUUGAUGUAUCUUCUAGAUACCCUCCCCACAAGGUGGCACUCUGAAGGGAGUAUGCCCCCGUCUCACCAUGCCGCCAUCCUACUGGCUGCUCCGGCACUCUGUGGUCAUGUGCUUGUUGCUACACAGCCUGGUGCUGAUGACACUAUGUUUCCACCAUGCAGCUACGUCCUGCUCGAAGCGUUGCUAUUGCUCUGAAAGCGAGGGUCCAGCUGGGGGCAAGACCAUGCGCUGCAGUAACCUACGCCUCACUGAGAUCCCACAGGACAUCCCCAAUGACACACGCCGCCUGUAUCUGGACUACAACCUGCUGACCAGCAUCCCUUCUAAUGCCUUCCAGGACCUUCCAUUGCUGGCUGAGCUUGAUCUGUCCCACAACGAUCUGGCUGUGCUUGAGCCAGGAGCCUUCCGAGGCCUAGGUGCCUCCCUGCAAUUCCUGGACCUGUCCUCCAACCAGCUGUCUACACUGGACCCUGAAGCUUUUGAAGGCUUGAGGGCUCGAUCAAAUCUAACAGGCAACCCCUGGCACUGUGACUGCAGGCUGCAGACAGCCCUUCCACGCCUUGAUUUGGAGCCUGUGUCUCUUACCGGCAUCGUUUGCCAGACUUCUGAGCCUGAGGACUCCGGUGCCCAAGGUGUGCCCUUCCUGCUGGCCAAAGACCUGGACUUGUGUGUGGUGCUGAAAAAGACCACGGACGUGGCCAUGCUAGUGACCAUGUUUGGCUGGUUCACUAUGGUCAUAUCCUACCUGGUCUACUAUGUGCGGCACAACCAGGAGGAUGCCAGGCGCCACCUGGAGUAUCUCAAGUCUCUGCCCAGCAGGCAGGGCAAGUCUGAGGAGUCUUCCACCAUCAGCACUGUGGUUUGACAGCAGACCACAUGCUCGUCACUACAAGGAGGAAGCUCCUCAGGCACCCAAAGGGCAAUGGGCACAUUCAGCAAAUAAGUGCACUAGGCACUAAAGUCUGGCCAGUACGGGAAGCCUACCCAUAAGCAGAUUAAAGUCUGUGGAAAGGAUAUGUUUGGUGGCCUGCUGAUGCUCUUACUCAGUCUUCAAAGUUCAGUCAAUCUUUGCAGAUCAGUCAAAGCAACCAGGCUCAACGACUGGAUGAGGAAGAAGAACUAGAGAAACUUCAGCUGUUAGUCAUCCAUCUCAGGCUCAAGGGUAAAGACGAUUCUCUUGGGGGAUCUACAGGCCAGUGUGCAAGGCCUCCUCCAGAGCUUGCACUGCAGCAGAGGAAUUGCAGGGGCCAUCUAAUCUCAUCUAGCUAAAUAAUUGAUCCAGGAGCAGCCAACCUCUGAGUCCACGUUAGCUGAGUGGUCUGUCUGCACUGGACGCUUUUAAAGGAGGGGUUGUUGUUUCUUUCCUCGUCAACCCAGCAAUCUUUUUUUGGAAAGGUCCCCAUUUAGUUACAGGAGCAUGUAGCAUAAAGCACUCUCUUUCUUCCUUCAGGGUAUUAACAAGAGAAGUCCUGGUGUAUAUCUCUGCAGACUGCGUCAAAGCCUACACCAGAGCCACACAUGAACUUGCACAUCAGUCAUUUCUAAGGUGUUCUGUAUAAAUGCCUAGCACCCUACUGUGCAAAAGUCCAGAAACUUUAUCUUUUUUUACAGUAUUUUGUUCUGAUGUGUAUUGUAAAGGUUUUAGAAAGAAAGAUAUGUAAGUACUUUCUUUGUCCUGAGUCACAAUCCCAACAAAGCUAGUGAUGAAACGUAA
Messenger RNA from Pygocentrus nattereri (red-bellied piranha), 1896 nucleotides. It is a transcript of the gene lrrc3ca, whose product is annotated as leucine rich repeat containing 3Ca. The record is from RefSeq and is a predicted model, not a curated record. Bases 250 to 1047 code for a protein of 265 amino acids. Gene Ontology annotation, molecular function: protein binding. NCBI's taxonomy places the organism in Eukaryota, Metazoa, Chordata, Actinopteri, Characiformes, Serrasalmidae. The transcript is spliced from 2 exons. Gene Ontology annotation, cellular component: plasma membrane.